UGACCAAGCUGAGAAAAGCUCAGAAUCCCGUCGGAGAUACUCCUUUGAUUUCUGCACUCUGGACAAUCCAGAGGCUAUCCCAUCUGACACCAGCACAAAGAAUAGGCAUGGUCACCGGCAAAAACAUCUCAUUGUGGAUAGCUUUCUCUCUCAUGAGAGUAUUAAAAAGCCAAAGCACAAGAGGAAAAGGAAAAACCUACAGAACAAAGAUGACAUCCAGUUUCUGACAGACCUUGAGGAACUCAUCAAUAAAUUUCAAGUGUUCAGGAUUUCCCAUAGAAAUUAUACAUUUUAUCAUGAAAAUCCAUAUCCCAGCAUCUUCAGGAUUAAUUUUGAUCACUACUACCCUGUGCCAUAUGUCCAGUAUGACCCAUUGCUCUAUCUUCGCAGGACCUCUGACAUGAAGUCUAAGAAGAAGCAUGGUAGAGCUACCAAAACCAAUGACACCAUGACAAAAAUGCCUUUUUUACAAGGGUUCAGUUACCCUAUUCCCAGUGGGAGUUACUAUGCACCCUAUGGAAUGCCUUACACAUCAAUGCCUAUGAUGAAUCUUGGUUACUAUGGUCAGUAUCCAGCUCCUCUGUACCUUUCUCACACGUUCGGAGCAGCUUCCCCAUUCAUGAGGCCUACCUUACCCCCACCCCAAUUCUAUGAAAGCUCUCAUAUGAAGAUGUCCACCACUGCCAAACAUAAAGCAAAACACGGAGUGCACCUACAAACAUCUGUGGGAAUGAACCUUGGAGACAUGCAGUCCUCUUUGACUCCUCCAAAAGUUGGAGGAACAAGCCUUUUAAGUAGCCGACUUCACAAAAAAAGACACAAACAUAAGCACAAGCAUAAAGAUGAGCAAAUAUUGGGGACACAUGACCUGAGUGGUCUGUUUGCUAGCAAGUCCACUGACUUCUCCAGCCACACAAUCAAUGAAAGGCUAAGCAGCUCAGAUAAAGACCUCUCCUUGCUCAAUGAGAAAAGAAAACAUAAGGAGAAGCAGAAGUAUCAGCAUUGUGAAACUGGACACAAAGGCUCAAAGAGUAACUUUGAAGUGUCUAGGUUAUUACUUUUUGAUGCCCAGCAGUGGACACAGAGUAAAGAUAAAAGUGACUCAAGCAAUGAUCUCAUUGACUCUUGCACAAAGAGGUACUCUGGUAAUACUGAGAGUAAUGGAAGGUCAGAGUCCCUGGACAUGUUUGGUGAAAUGAAUUCCUCAAGUGAAAAGAAGGACAAUGAUGCAAGUGGGAAUAAAAGAAGUUUUGAAGGGUUUGGAACUUACAGGGAAAAGGACAUUCAGCCCUUCAGGACAAAUAGGAAGAAGAUAAGUACUUAUGAUUCUUCAGGCUCUUCAGAGGCGUGAAUUCCAGGAAGAAGGCGCGUGUCGCGGAUUAUGUGACUGGUAAAAGGGAACAAACUUUGAAUCCCCAAGCCAUUAAAAACCUGCAGACACGUGCAGACCACGCCGGAGCAUGGGCAGCGCCAUAUUACCCAUGCCGGGAGCAAGAGGUAGUGCCUUCUCUUCCUGUCUCGUGGCCAUGUUGUGGACUGCCUCUGCUGGAGGUAUGCAUGGAACAUGGUCCGUGCUGGGAACCGGUAACUAAGCAACAGCUGCUGUGCGUACCAGCAACAGUGGCGCGAUGUUUAAAAAAGAUGGAGAACGUGAUAGCGGCAAAGUGCGUGGUGAGAGAUUCGAAACAGCGACCACAGACCAAGUCCCCCCGCCUCGCCACGAGGACACCCCGUCAUGGACCAUGGCGGCGGUGGGAUCGAGAAAACUCCGAGCCGAAGCGGCUGAGCGGAGCCGGGGCCAUAAGCAUCAGCGCCAAUGUGGACCCUGCGCCUGCCGAAGGCAGCAAGCCCAGCCCAUCCGCUGCGGGCAGCGCCGCGCCCGGAGUGAUGCCGGGCAGGGUGGCUGGGGCGCCGCGGGGCACUGAGGGCGGCACGGCCGCCGAGAAGGGGUCCAUGCCGUUGUCCGCAGCAGUGGCCGCUCCCCUGGACGAGACCACGUCCAACGGUGUGUAUGUCCCACCCGCGGCCAACGGUGAUGUGGAGCCCAUGGUGUCCACCAUGUCGUUCGUGGACUUCCUAAUGCAACUAGAGGACUACACGCCCACAAUACCAGAUGCCGUGACAGAGCGUCUUGGAGCAGCGUGGAGCCGCUCAAGACUACGAGUGGAGAACCGAGCGACCGAACAGGCUUGCGCCGGGGGUGUAACGCAGGUUUGUAAAUGGGACCAGGGGUGGCAAUUCAGACUAGCAAAGUCAAGACUGCUUGCAAAGUUCCGUGCUGCUGUAGCGGCCCUCGCACAAUUAGCAGACCGGAACAAGCAGCGGGGUGGCGCGAGGCUGUCGGGACACUCAGCAGCCGCGGCGAGACAGGCUGGGGGCGGAGCUGCGCGAGGCUCCGCAGGACUGCUGGGGGCAGCUCCGACCCCCCUGGGCCGAGGCUCGGCAGCGACAGCAACUUCAUCUCGCGGUAGCGGCUGGUGUCGACCAGGCUGCUGCGGCGGUUCCUGCGCAAACCCAGAUGGCAGCGGCGGCGGCACCACCGGGAGCAGUGGGCCCGGCGCACAGCGAGAAGGGGGCCGGGCAGCUGGAGCGGUGCCGCCAUGGGGCGCCUCUGCCUGGAGGCCGCAAGCGGGCCAAGGUCCGGUCGAGGCACAGACGAACGGGAGUCGGAGACCCGACUGGGGCGGCGCGGGGCAGCGCAGCGGCUUCGGUGAGCACGUGUCGGCGGUGCAGAGCUGCGAGGCCUUCGCCACCCGCCUGCACCUGGAGCGCGGGCAGCCCGUACUGGCAGCCGGGCCGUACCUAGAGCUGACGGUCGCGUUCUGCUACACAAGCCAGCCCGCCCGUGCCACCGCUCCCCUGAAGCGGACCGCGCGGCCGCAGCAGUGCGGCCUGGGACAGCCGCACAUGCGGCACAGCGUGGCGCUGCCACUCAGCCGCCACGGGGGCACGGCGCCGGGCUGA
Myiozetetes cayanensis is the source of this 2964-nucleotide messenger RNA. RefSeq lists its product as uncharacterized. NCBI's taxonomy places the organism in Eukaryota, Metazoa, Chordata, Aves, Passeriformes, Tyrannidae. The transcript is spliced from 3 exons. The record is from RefSeq and is a predicted model, not a curated record. The coding region runs from base 1558 to 2964 and encodes 468 amino acids.